AUUUGCUCUUUUCCCAUUCGUCUCAACGCCGGUAUCCUCAUAAGAUUCAGAGACUCCGCUAUGGCAGAAGGCGAACCGCAAGUCCAGUUUAAGCUGGUGUUGGUGGGCGAUGGAGGCACAGGGAAGACCACCUUUGUGAAGAGACACUUGACAGGGGAGUUUGAGAAGAAAUAUGUGGCCACGCUGGGUGUGGAGGUGCACCCCCUGGUCUUCCACACCAACAGAGGGGCCAUCAAGUUCAACGUGUGGGACACAGCCGGGCAGGAGAAGUUCGGGGGGCUCCGAGACGGAUAUUACAUUCAGGCUCAGUGUGCUGUCAUCAUGUUUGACGUGACCUCGAGGGUCACCUACAAGAACGUGCCCAACUGGCAUCGUGACCUGGUGCGCGUGUGCGAGAACAUUCCCAUCGUCCUCUGCGGCAACAAGGUGGACAUCAAGGACCGCAAGGUCAAGGCCAAGAGCAUCGUCUUCCACCGCAAGAAGAACCUGCAGUAUUACGACAUCUCCGCCAAGAGCAACUACAACUUUGAGAAGCCCUUCCUGUGGUUGGCACGGAAACUGAUCGGAGACCCCAACCUGGAGUUUGUGGCCAUGCCCGCCCUCGCCCCCCCAGAGGUCGCCAUGGACCCCUCCCUCGCCGCGCAGUACGAGCACGACCUCAAAGUGGCGUCAGAAACAGCGCUCCCAGAUGAAGACGAUGACCUCUAACCUGUGACCCCCCCCCCCCACCUUCCUGACCUCCCCUACGGUGGGAGGAGUCAACAGAUCGACUGUGUCCUUGGUUAACCUUUAACCUUUUGCUGUAAAAUCCCAUUGCAAUUUUUUUUAAGAGUUUUUUUUUGUUUGUUUCAAGCUGAAAAUAUGUCCAGUAGUGUGUACAUUUCAGUGUAGACACACUCGACACGUUCCAGAUACAACGCUCUGUUCAGACGCGUACACCUCGCAGAACCACAUCAGGAUGGCAAGCGCAGUAUUACACAGUACUGACAGACAAACAUGGAAGCACUUUGAGAAAACCUUUGAAUAAAACGUGUCUGAAUUGAA
Megalops cyprinoides (Indo-Pacific tarpon) is the source of this 1044-nucleotide messenger RNA. Its product is annotated as GTP-binding nuclear protein Ran-like. The transcript is spliced from 7 exons. The record is from RefSeq and is a predicted model, not a curated record. Bases 61 to 708 code for a protein of 215 amino acids. Gene Ontology annotation, biological process: ribosomal subunit export from nucleus; protein import into nucleus. NCBI's taxonomy places the organism in Eukaryota, Metazoa, Chordata, Actinopteri, Elopiformes, Megalopidae. Gene Ontology annotation, molecular function: GTP binding; GTPase activity. Gene Ontology annotation, cellular component: cytoplasm; nucleus.